This is a messenger RNA of Ciona intestinalis (vase tunicate), 2338 nucleotides long. RefSeq names its product D-glucuronyl C5-epimerase. The record is from RefSeq and is a predicted model, not a curated record. Lineage: Eukaryota; Metazoa; Chordata; Ascidiacea; Phlebobranchia; Cionidae. Gene Ontology annotation, molecular function: heparosan-N-sulfate-glucuronate 5-epimerase activity. Gene Ontology annotation, cellular component: Golgi apparatus. Gene Ontology annotation, biological process: heparan sulfate proteoglycan biosynthetic process.
UCUUUCUGCUUUUACUCCAAGGUAUAUAAUAUAUUUUGGUGUCAAUGGUUCUACUGUGAUAAUAAAUAAAUAGGUGGUAAUGGUACAAUUCAAAUCAAAGAUAUUGUUUCUGUGAGAGGCCUGUUCACUGUAAAGACUUAUCUGGUUUUGUGGUACAUUCAAGCUAUCCAAGUGGCAUAUAUUUCCAUUGGUUUUGUAUGACUUCUACAUAGCCAACAUGCUUCGGCAAGUUUUGCGGUACAUAAGGAAUGCCAUGUUCAUUCAGAAGCACAUUUUCCUACUAAUGGUUGCUGUUUUUUCAAUUCUUGGCUAUAUUCUCUAUCAAAGCAACAAUCCACAAUGUGAAAGCUGGCCAGUUGGUAUGAGUGUCAAAAGUAUUGAAGAAAGCCUUUCUAAAGACAAAUUAAAUGAGUUGAAGCAACAGUGGUUAAAUGAAUUGAAAACAUCACAAAUAUUGUCUGUCCCAGACGAACCCCCCCAAACUGACUCACAAGUUCCCGUUUCUGCUAUACAAUGUUUAAUCAAUGAUGAGAAAAUGGUUCAGUGCUUAAAAAGUUCAAAAAGUGAAAUCUACAUGCCAUUUGAUUUUAUUCAAAACUAUUUUGAUGUUUAUGGGAAAAUGAAACACUAUGAUGGUUAUGAUAGAUUUGAAUUUCAACAAAGUAAUGCCAAGGAUGUAUACAAUCCAAAGACCCCUUACACUUAUUCGGGUGUUUUUAUGACUUUUGAAACAUCUAAUGUUGAAGCAAGGGAUCGUGUAAAGUGUAUUUCAGGAAUUACAGGGGUACCAUUAUCAACGCAGUGGCACAUUGAAGGUUACUAUUAUGGAAUCCAGAUUGCUCAGUUUGGCAUGAGUCACUACAGCAAACACAUGACACAAAAGCCACCGACCAAACAAGUUUAUGAAAAUGCAGAGGAAUCUGUCCAGCCCCGGUGGACCUUCAGUAACAAAAAUUGUUUGGUGGAAAAGAAAAAGGAUUUUGAAAGGAAUUCUCAAGUUAUUAAAUUCACCACACCAGAUUCUAUUCCAUUGGGAAGUGGGGCCUCCCUUGUUCUUGGUAACACUAUGGAGUUUAUAUUGUCAUUUGAUUUAAAAAUGGUUGCAAAUGGUUCCUUAUCUGUUGUCUUGGAGACCAAUGACAAAAUGAAACAAUAUACAAUUCAUUACAUCACAAACAGUUUGGUCAUUGAUUAUGAUUUGAAAUCAAAUAUAUAUUACGGAAUCGGUCCAAGUAGUACUUGGAGACAUAUGGCAAGGGAUUUGUUGACAGAUUUAAAGAAAGGUAUUGGUAUUUCAACAACAAGGCAUGCUAAAAAAGUGAAAGUUGUAAUUCAAAAGGUUUCACGACUUAUUGUAAGGGGUCGUGGUUAUAUUGAUAACGUGACACUCUCCUCGUCUGAACACUUGACCCAAUUUUUUGAUGCAAGCCAAUGGAUGUAUUUAAACCAAGACAAGGAAACUGGAGGGUGGAAAAAUUAUGUUGAGCGGAAGCUUGAAGGCUUUGAAGCAAUUCCUUCUGGUUGGAUAUCAGCCAUGGGUCAGGGGCAAGGGAUGUCUGUAUUAUCAAGAGCCUACCAUGUCUUCCAUGACCCUAAAUAUAUAGUCGCUCUCAGUCGUGCUUUACAGCCGUUUACCAAAUCUUCUGAGCAAGGGGGUGUGCGUGCUACCUUUUUAAAAACGUACACCUGGUAUGAGGAAUAUCCAACCAAACCAAGUUCAUUUGUACUUAAUGGUUUUAUGUAUUCCCUUAUUGGUCUGUAUGACUUUAAAUCGCUUCUAGAACAUGAAUUUGGUUUUGGUUCAAAUGGGGAACCUCCUAAAGUAAGUCUGCAAAUUAGUUCUGUUGAUCUUUCAGCCACUUAUAAACUUGUGAACCAGUUGUACCACGAUGGCAUGACAUCUUUAACAGCAAUGCUUCCUUUAUAUGAUGGUGGGUCACAUACAUUUUAUGAUUUACGGCACUUUAUGUUACACACUUCACCUAAUGUGGCAAGGUGGGGUUAUCAUGUUACUCAUUUAAGUCAGCUUGUUCUGCUUUACUCUGUUUCAAGAGAGCCGGUACUCAAAAAGUUUAUUAAUAACUGGUCAGGGUACUUGAAAGGUAAAGUUGCAAAACACAACUAAUCUGUUUGUUUUUUUUGCUGUUCAGUAUUAUUACAGCCUUUACAAAAGCCUCAUUUUUUACAUAUUUUACUAGUUUUUGUACAAUAUUUCUGUAAACCUUUGUUAUACUAAUUAAAGUGAAAUUCAGGGUACAUUAUGAUUGAUUCAUGAUUUCCCAACUGCGGUUACAAGGAAAUAUGUACUAGUUUUAAUACAGAUUGUGGGUUAAAGUAA